UCCAUUUCCAUUCGAAGGAAUUAUUGGCAGGGUCUUUCUUAGAAUGCUUCUCCUGCCUUCUCAGCCACCUCACUCCGCCCCACCCAGAGAAUGCAUUUGGACCCAAAUGUAUUUUGUAACUGAUGUGUUCAAGCCAGAAUCUAAAUAAGGACCAUGCAUUAUAUUCCGUUGUUGUAUUUGUCUCCCUUCAUCUGGAGCAGCGCUUGUUUCUUUUACUGCCACCUUAGCUGGAUCUCCAAAAUACAAGUGAAUCAACCAGCAGUUCUGAGGCGUGCAGAGCAAAUCCAGGCUCGCAGAAUGGUGAAAAAGGAGUGGCAAGCUGCUUGGCUCCUGAAAGCUGUUACCUUUAUAGAUCUUACUACACUCUCAGGUGAUGACACAUCUUCCAACGUUCAAAGGCUUUGUUAUAAAGCCAAGUAUCCAAUCCGGGAAGAUCUCUUAAAAGCUUUAAAUGUGCAUGAUAAAGGCCUUACUACAGCCGCUGUUUGUGUUUAUCCCGCACGAGUGUGUGAUGCUGUGAAAGCACUGAAGGCAGCCGGCUCCACCAUCCCAGUGGCUUCGGUGGCCACUGGCUUUCCAGCUGGACAGACUCAUUUAAAAACACGAUUGGAAGAGAUCAGAUUGGCUGUGGAAGAUGGAGCUACGGAAAUUGAUGUGGUAAUUAACAGGACCUUGGUGCUGACAGGCCAGUGGGAAGCCCUGUAUGAUGAGAUUCGUCAGUUUCGCAAGGCCUGUGGGGAGGCUCAUCUCAAAACCAUCUUAGCAACAGGAGAACUUGGAUCUCUUACUAAUGUCUAUAAAGCCAGUAUGAUAGCAAUGAUGGCAGGAUCAGAUUUUAUUAAGACCUCUACUGGAAAAGAAACAGUAAAUGCCACUUUCCCAGUAGCUAUAGUAAUGCUACGGGCCAUUAGAGAUUUCUUCUGGAAAACUGGAAACAAGAUCGGCUUUAAACCAGCAGGAGGCAUCCGCAGUGCAAAGGAUUCCCUUGCCUGGCUCUCUCUCAUAAAAGAAGAGCUAGGAGACGAAUGGCUGACGCCAGAACUCUUUCGAAUAGGUGCCAGUACUCUGCUUUCUGACAUCGAGAGGCAGAUUUACCAUCAUGUGACUGGAAGAUAUGCAGCCUAUCACGAUCUUCCUAUGUCCUAAAUCAGACCGAUUCCAGAAAAGUUCUUUACAACGAUGUUUAAAAUGUGUUUUUCUACAUAACUGCUAAAAUUAUUUAGUUAAAAUAUGAGGGAACAAAUAGGUAACUGAUGGGUUUUUUUUUCCCUUGAAGCUUUCACUGAAUUUAAUUCAAAAAAUAAAAGGAAAAAACAACUAA
Messenger RNA from Lynx canadensis (Canada lynx), 1321 nucleotides. RefSeq names its product deoxyribose-phosphate aldolase (gene DERA). Gene Ontology annotation, molecular function: deoxyribose-phosphate aldolase activity. The record is from RefSeq and is a predicted model, not a curated record. NCBI's taxonomy places the organism in Eukaryota, Metazoa, Chordata, Mammalia, Carnivora, Felidae. Gene Ontology annotation, biological process: deoxyribonucleotide catabolic process; carbohydrate catabolic process. Bases 154 to 1146 code for a protein of 330 amino acids. Gene Ontology annotation, cellular component: cytoplasm. The transcript has 11 exons.